Messenger RNA from Dinoponera quadriceps, 2830 nucleotides. RefSeq names its product DNA-directed RNA polymerase II subunit RPB1-like. Gene Ontology annotation, cellular component: cytoskeleton. The transcript is spliced from 22 exons. NCBI's taxonomy places the organism in Eukaryota, Metazoa, Arthropoda, Insecta, Hymenoptera, Formicidae. The record is from RefSeq and is a predicted model, not a curated record. The coding region runs from base 168 to 2423 and encodes 751 amino acids.
CUUCAGUCGCUGGGUAAACGCGUCUCAGGUGCGCAUCCGUGCAGAUCCCCCGGUGUUAAAAGCGCUGUCGAAAGUGAACAUCAUCAGCCGUUCUCAGUUCUCGCCUCUCUCACCCACUUUCACGGACUCCUUCUUCAAACCGACAAGGUAGAGCACCCUCGGGCAAUAUGGUUGGAGUGACACAGAGACCUUGGACACCCACGAAGCGACGGGGCCCGAUUGCCGCCGAAUAUAGCAGCCCGGGACCAGCCUGUGUGACUCUACCUCCACUAAUCGGUAAAACCGUCCCAGAUUCCAAGCGGGAAAGAGCACCAGCAUUUUCCUUUGGUAGCAGGCAUACGGCGAAAGACAACAGCCCGGGACCUGGCCCUGGACAAUACAACGUCUCUGGACUUAACGCAAAAGGGAAGGAUGCCGCACCUGCCGCGUCGCUGCACGGCCGAACGAAAUCGACGAAACCGGAAGUAACUCCCGCUCCCGGCGAUUACAAUCCACAAAAGGCGGAGAAGAUCAUUCUGGACAGUUCUCCGAAAUAUUCCUUUGGUGUUAAAACGCAAAUCGAAAAGAUCAGCUGUACACCCGCACCGAACGACUAUCGCACUGAUAUCGUGAAUCUCUACAAAGCGGCAGCGUACACUUUUGGCGUAAAAGCUGUGUCGGAAAAACCAAACGACGUGCCCGCUCCAGGUACUUAUCAUCCCGAGAAAACGAGACUGGACAGCGCUCCGCAGUUCACGUUUGGGUUUAGAACAUCGCUCGAUAAAGCAAGCGAUACGCCAGCACCCGGAACAUAUAGUCCCGAGAAGGUGAAUCUCGAGAGAGGUCCGCAGUACAGUUUGACAGGCAAGGGUCGAGUGGAAAAGUGCAAUGAAACACCAGCACCUGGCACCUACUGUCCCGAGAAGGUGAAACUGGAGGCAUCGCCUCAGUUCAGUUUCGGUUUAAGACCUGCAGUAGAGAAGCCAAACGAAACACCAGCGCCCGGCACGUACAGCCCCGAGAAGGUAAAUUUGAACAGAGGGCCGCAAUAUAGUUUAAGUGGUAAAGGACGCGUCGAGAAACCCAUCGACACACCAGCGCCCGGAGAAUAUUGCCCCGAGAAAGUGAAAUUGGACACCACGCCGCAAUAUAGUUUUGGAAUUAGGCCCGAAUCGAGUAAACCUAGCGAUACACCAGCGCCUGGAACCUACAGUCCGGAAAAAGUGAAUUUAGAUAAAGGACCGCAGUACAGUUUGACAGGCAAAGGAGCCGCUGAGAAACCAGUGGACACUCCAGCGCCGGGCGCGUAUUCUCCCGAGAAAGUAAGAUUGGACAAUACACCACAGUACAGUUUUGGACUUAGGCCCGCUUUGGACAAACCUACUGAUACGCCAGCGCCUGGCGCAUACUCUCCAGAGAAAAUUAAAUUAGACGGCACUCCCCAGUACAGUUUCGGGAUUAAGCACGCGUCGGACAAGCCCAGUGAUACGCCAGCACCUGGAACUUACAGUCCCGAAAAAGUAAAUUUGGACAGAGGGCCGCAGUAUAGUCUGACCGGCAAAGGCUUCGCACCAAGACAUGACGAUGUUCCCGCACCUGGCACGUACAGCCCUGAAAAAACGAACUUGGACAAAGGGCCGCAGUACAGUCUGACCGGGAAGGGGACGCCGGAAAAAGUGAACGACAACCCCGGCCCUGCCGAUUACAAGCCAGAGAAAGCUCUAAAUCUGGAGCAUAAGCCCUAUUUCAGUUUUGGUAACAGAACACCCCUUCAUAAGUCUCACGAUACACCAGGCCCCGGUUGCUACAAUCCGGAGAAAGCGCAACAUUUGGAACAUAAACCUUAUUUCAGUUUCGGUAACAGAACACCGUUGUAUAAAGCUAACGAUACACCAGCUCCCGGUACGUACAGUCCCGAGAAAGUAAAUAUGUCCAAGUCGCCCGAAUACAGCUUCGGCCUUAAAACCGAGAUAAACGAGAGAGACAACGUACCAGGACCUGGCGAGUACAGUCCGGAAAAAGCUAUGCUUUUAUUGGAGAAAGCAUUGCAAUUUAGUUUCGGCCUUAGACCGCCCGUUAGUAGGCCGAACGACAUUCCAGCACCCAAUGUUUAUAACAUUCCAUCCGCUCUCGGUGGGACCAAGGAGGGUAAUAAGAAAGCCGCGCCCGCCUAUUCGAUGUCCGGUAGGCAAAAGGUAUUCACGGACGAUCGCGUUCUCGUACCUGGACCGGGAGCAUACGAGGCCAUCAAACCGGACGCGGUCAGAGCAAAGAGUCCGGCGUACAGCAUAAGCGCACGUUUCGCGUUACCCGACGAUCACUCACAGAUUCCAGGGCCCGGAGCGCACUACCCGGAAAAGGUCCUUCUCGAUGUUCCUCCCGCGCACACAUUUGGUAUCAGGCACUCGCCGUUCAUUUGUAACUUGAAGGAUGCGGUUCAUUAAUUUAUCUAAUUCAAGAUACGCGCCUUUGUUCAUUGCUUUUAAUGUUUUUGAUUAACAAAUCUUAGAAAGGAUUUUUCUUUCUUCGUUCUCCACGGUUUAAGGUCCGCAGAAAAACUUGAGCAUUAAAAUUUCAGUAGUAAACCAACAGUGACUAUUAGCUUUUAUAUCGCAUGAUUAUUAUAUUGUAAAACGAGACAAUGUCAGUAAUUAGUUAAGACUGCUACAACACAAAUGCAUCUAAUACGACGCAGUGGUGCAAAAUUUCAUUGUUGCAUGAGAAAUUGAAAUAGCGCCUUAUUUCAUCGUAAUUUAACUAAUGUAAUGUAAUACUUUUAUGCAUAUUAUUUAAUAUGAAAAGAACUUCAAGUUCAUUUGAUUAAGUUAAUUAAAGAUUAAUUGAUAUAACA